This is a messenger RNA of Scheffersomyces stipitis CBS 6054, 1854 nucleotides long. It is a transcript of the gene TFB1, whose product is annotated as TFIIH/NER complex subunit. The coding region runs from base 1 to 1854 and encodes 617 amino acids. The transcript has a single exon. NCBI's taxonomy places the organism in Eukaryota, Fungi, Ascomycota, Pichiomycetes, Serinales, Debaryomycetaceae. The record is from RefSeq and is a predicted model, not a curated record. Gene Ontology annotation, biological process: nucleotide-excision repair; transcription by RNA polymerase I; transcription by RNA polymerase II. Gene Ontology annotation, cellular component: transcription factor TFIIH core complex; transcription factor TFIIH holo complex.
AUGAGACUCCGUCUCUUGUACAAAAACGACGGCGAGGACGAAAAGUCGCUUCUCCUCAACUUCAGCAACAGGCCGACUAUGAACAAUAUCAAAGAUGCUCUCCAGACAAUUGUAGCCAGACUGAGAACUGUGAUCAAAGACACUCCAACUCCUGCAACGACAGUUUCUGAUGGAAAUGAAACUACUCCCGGUGCUAUAACUCCAACUCUGACACCCACGCCAUCUUCAGUCGGUGCUUCAUCGUCUGCUCUGACCAAUGGAGCCGGUAGUCUAUCUUUCAACACACCCGAAUCUCUUUCUGAUGCGAGCUUGCUCAGAAACUUUCAAUUACAACAGCAGUAUUUGAAGGAAGACCGUAAUCUCCGUAGCAUAUUCACACUGUCGGUAAUAGACAACAAGCUAACGCCGCAGUUGUUCUGGUCCACAAGAUUGAAUCAGUUGCGGACAUAUGCUUUAACGAUCUCACAGCAUAGAGGACCGUAUAAUGUUCUCUCUACUAUAAAGCCUGUAGCCACAUCAGACAACCAGGUCAACGUGAAUGUAACAAGAGACACAAUUAACGAGAUCUUUGACACGUACCCAAUCAUCAGGCGGGCUUUCACCGAGUUGGUGCCGUCUAAGUUCCUGGAGGGAGAGUUUUGGUCGCGUUUCUUCAACUCCAAACUAUUCCGAAGAUUGAGAGGAGACAAAAUCAACAACAGCACUAACAGAGGUGAUGUGAUCUUGGACAAAUACUUAUAUAUAGACCAAACACAAAAGGCCAACGAGGACAAAGAGCUGGCUACGACGUCAUUGGACCAGACAUCAAAAGAACCCCAAUCUGAACAAACAUCAACUGCUCCUUCUCUUCAGAACCCUCAAAUAAAGGUCAAUAAGUUUCUCGAUUUAUUGGGAAAUGAAGAAGACAAUUCACAGAAGUUAGGAAACCGUCCAGACUUGACGAUGCGAUUCGAAGACGAUGGUAUCAAGAAAGUAAACCUUGGCCAAGAAAACGAGAUGAUAGUGUUGAUGAAAAACAUGAACAAAUUGUCGUCGAAGAUGGUGGAGAUGAGCAAUGCCAUUCUGACGACCCAGCAGCUGUUGACGCAGCCAGAUGAACCAGAUUCUUUAUCUCAGGCAGAAAUAAACGAAUACCAGGAAGAGUUGAAUUUGCACGAUUUGAACGAAGUUGAGGAGUCUGAGUUCAUACGCUUAUCCAUCAACAGUAAUCUUGACGCCAAGUCAUCGUUACGGAGGGGAUCUGAAGCUCAGAUGAAUCAUUUCACUCCUGACGAGCUUUCAAGUUUCUUUUCUCUGAACAAGUUCAAGCCUCUUGUGAAUCUCAGCGAUACUUAUGAUUCUAAGAAUGCUGAUAUAGAGAAGUCGAGUAAUGAAGUUACUUCGUUGAUAAAACAUAACUUCAGAACAUUUAAACUCACAACCAAAGACUCACAUGGUGUGAGUUAUGACGACGUCAAGAACUUGGUGGAUGAAUCGUUGGUUCAAGAAAUUAUCAGGUAUAACAUGACUGUCGUUGAGUUCUUGUCACAUUUCUGGAAGUUGUUUUUGAACGGCAACAAUCCCACGCAAUUGAAGAGAUUGUUUGCCAGUCUCAAGAAUUGUCGCAAUGACCUUACAGCACUUAAAGAACGAGCAACUAAGAAGUUUGAUGAGAUGGAAUUAGUCAAGAAUAACGAGAAAUUACGUGAAAAGAUCAUUAGAAGCUUACAGAGUUGUCUUGAACCUAUGGAAGUCAGUUUGGACAUGGCUUGUAAUGAGUAUGUUGCGGCUGUGAGGCUAGCUCAAAAACAACAGCCUCAAGAAACAGAAUCUGUAGAGAUCAACGAUAAUGGAAAAAGACCACUACAGCAAUAG